AUGGAACGUCUUAGUAUUGAUUUCAAGGGGCCUCUGCCCUCUACCACAAACAACAAGUACAUUCUUACGGUUAUUGACGAGUAUUCACGUUUCCCCUUUGUGUUUCCCUGUCCAAACAUGCAUUCUAAAACAGUGAUCAAAUGUCUUGAAUCUAUCUUUAGCCUUUGUGGAAUGCCUAGUUUUAUUCAUUCAGAUCAAGGUCCUUCUUUCAUGUCCCAGGAACUGAAAAUGUACCUUUCUCAGAAAGGGGUUGCAACAAGCAAAACAACACCUUAUCAUCCGAUGGGGAACGGCCAGGUUGAGAGAUACAAUGGUAUUAUUUGGAAAUCUAUUCUUUUAAUACUUGAAACUCGUAACUUGAAGACUCAACACUGGGAGAUAGUACUUCCUGAGGUUUUGCAUUCAGUUAGGUCGCUCUUAUGUACAGCAACCAAUGAAACCCCUCAUGAACGUUUCUUUAGGUUUCAGCGACGCUCUAGUCUUGGAAAUACAUUACCAUCAUGGCUUUUGACUCCUGGAACCGUACUAUUGCGACGACAUGUUAGGUCUAGCAAACAUGAACCAUUAACUGAUCAGGUUCAACUCAUGAAUGCAAACCCAAUGUAUGCAAAUGUCAAAUAUCCAGACGGAAGAGAAUCAACUGUGUCUACUCGUGACUUAGCUCCAAGUCCUGAGGGUGCAAUGAUUCCUGUACACCAAGUUGAAUCGUUAAGAGAGAUGGAGUCCCCAAAUACACCUGGAGUGCAGGAUGCACAAACUCAUGUUACACCUGAAGUGCAGGAUGCACAAACUCAUGACAGUUCACAAACUAAUGAUAGCCGUGAUUCUCAUGUGCCCAGUGAGCCCACUGAGCUAAGAAGAUUCACUCGUGUGUCAAGACCUCCUGAUCGCUACGGAUGGGAUUAA
Molecule: messenger RNA, 906 nt
Organism: Macrobrachium nipponense
Lineage: Eukaryota; Metazoa; Arthropoda; Malacostraca; Decapoda; Palaemonidae
Exons: 1
Coding region: 1-906 (301 amino acids)
Biological process (GO): DNA integration
Molecular function (GO): nucleic acid binding
Source: RefSeq, a predicted model, not a curated record